AUGGGUUUGUUGGAUGUUCUAUGUUCUUGCAUAUUUCUUUUUACUGUCGUCGAGUCCACUAGAUCUGGGAGUAUGUGGCCCAAUAUAGGCGUGGAGUCUACAGGAACUGUUAGCUGGACAGUCUUCAGUGCAAGUAUAUUUGUGCUUGUUGCCCUUGUCCUUUCCAUGUACCUAAUAUUCGAGCACUUAGCUGCCUAUAAUCAGCCCGAGGAACAGAAGUUUUUGAUUGGUCUCAUUUUAAUGGUUCCUGUCUAUUCAUUGGAAUCGUUUUUGUCACUAUUGGAUUCCAGUGCGGCAUUUAAUUGUGCAAUUAUCCGGGACUGCUAUGAGGCUUUUGCAUUAUAUUGCUUUGAAAGAUACCUGAUAGCUUGCCUAGGUGGUGAGGAGAAAACAAUUCAAUUUAUGGAAAGUAUGAGCGUAACAGACUCCAGCACUCCUCUCCUGAAAGAUGCAUAUGCAUAUGGAGUUGUAGAACAUCCAUUUCCUUUAAAUAUCAUCUUAAGAGACUGGUAUCUUGGCCCUGACUUCUAUCAAUCUGUGAAGAUUGGCAUCGUACAAUAUAUGAUACUGAAAAUGAUCUGUGCAAUGCUGGCAGUGAUCCUCCAGUCUUUUGGGGUUUAUGGAGAGGGGAAGUUUGAAUGGAGAUAUGGGUAUCCCUACUUGGCAAGUAUUCUUAACUUUAGUCAGACUUGGGCCCUUUAUUGCCUUGUACAAUUCUAUUCUGUCAUUAAAGAUAAACUGGAGCCAAUCAAACCAUUAGCCAAAUUUUUAACAUUUAAAUCAAUAGUCUUUCUAACGUGGUGGCAAGGAGUGGCUGUUGCAUUUCUUUUUUCUAUGGGAGCAUUUAAGGGGUCACUUGCUCAAGAGCUGAAAACCCGUAUACAAGACUAUAUCAUCUGUAUAGAGAUGGGCGUUGCUGCUGUUGUGCAUCUUUAUGUCUUCCCUGCAGUUCCUUACAAAAGAGGAGAGAGGUGUGUCCGCAAUGCAGCGGUGAUGGCUGACUAUGCGUCACUAGGGUCACCUCCUGAUCCCGCAGAGGUUCAUGACUGUGAGCGCUCAACUAGAAUGCGGUUAGGUCGCCAAGACGAGAAAGAUAAACCUAUGAAGUUUACACAUAGCGUUUGUGACGUGGUUCUUGGAAGUGGUGAAAUUAUUGUUGAUGACAUGAAAUUUACAGUUUCUCAUGUGGUAGAACCUGUUGAAAGGGGCAUUUCAAAGAUAAACAAAACCAUUCAUCAGAUAUCAGAAAAUGUAAAACGACACGAUGAAGAGCGGAAGAGAAACACCAAGGUCAAGGAUGAUUGUGACCUUGUUCCCCUGCAUUCAUGGAGAACAGAAUUUUCUGAUGUUCAUGACAAACUCGUGGAAGGAAGUGUCAGUGAUAGUGGUUUGACCAACGGAAAGAGACCUAUCCAAUCCAAGGGGUCAGCCUCCAGGAUGAGAAGAUAG
Messenger RNA from Lathyrus sativus (Indian pea), 1449 nucleotides. The record is from the annotation of a GenBank genome assembly. Lineage: Eukaryota; Viridiplantae; Streptophyta; Magnoliopsida; Fabales; Fabaceae.